AUGCGCACCGUGGGUCAAAAUGAAGAGACUCAAGCGCGCAUUCGCGGUCUGAUCCGAAGUCAACACCGUCAUGAACAGCAAUGGUUCCAAGCUCGCGAGGCAUUAUUGAAGCAGCAACAGGGUCGCCCUGAGAAACAGAGGGAGCUAGACGCAGUACUGAGGGCAAUCGGUGCCCCCGUAAAAGAGGAGGUUGGCACGACCGAAAAGGAGUUAGCCGCAGAGAUCGCAACCUACGACGGAAAGGUUCAUAGGGCAGCCGUGCAAAUGGGAGAUGCUAUUAUUGCCGAAUUGCGCAGUCUGUGUAUUCCAUUCUUCACGCUUCGGAAGGACUUGAUUCAAGAUGCGCCACCCAUCAUAGAGGACUCACAGCUACGGAGCCAGACCGAGUUAACUGGAACCCCCUCAUCGCCAAUAUCCAAGUCUGAGCUUGUGAAGUUGCAGCAACGCAUGUUGGAAUUACUUGAGGACCUGUGUAAAUAG
Messenger RNA from Penicillium digitatum Pd1, 480 nucleotides. Its product is annotated as DUF2458 domain-containing protein. Lineage: Eukaryota; Fungi; Ascomycota; Eurotiomycetes; Eurotiales; Aspergillaceae. The record is from RefSeq and is a predicted model, not a curated record.